Morchella sextelata is the source of this 1998-nucleotide messenger RNA. RefSeq lists its product as uncharacterized. The record is from RefSeq and is a predicted model, not a curated record. Gene Ontology annotation, molecular function: peptidyl-prolyl cis-trans isomerase activity; protein binding. The coding region runs from base 1 to 1998 and encodes 665 amino acids. Lineage: Eukaryota; Fungi; Ascomycota; Pezizomycetes; Pezizales; Morchellaceae. The transcript has 5 exons. Gene Ontology annotation, biological process: protein folding; protein peptidyl-prolyl isomerization.
AUGGCCUCCGAGAACGAAUCAGCUUCAGACGCCGGCACGCGUGCCAGGAAGCGUGUCCGCACCGACAGCAAUCCCGCGCCCCCGGCAGCAGAGAAGAAGCCCACCCCCGAGGCCUCCGCAGACGCCGAAGACGACAGCUCCUCGGACGACGACAUCGGCCCGACGCUGCCCCCCGCCGGCGGCGCCGUAACCAAGAAGAAGCGACGCACGCUGCCGCACGAGAAGCUGUACCUCGCGGCGCUGCCCACGGCGCCGCGGUACUCAAAGUCGCUCAUGCACCGGGACCACCUCGCGUUCGUGACAAUGACGCCGUUCACGGACUUCCUGAUCACGACGAGCGUCGACGGCGUGGUCAAGUUCUGGAAGAAGAUGGCGGUGGGCAUCGAGUUUGUGAAGAUGUUCCGCGCGCACCAGGGGGAGAUUGUGGGUGUGGCGGUGAGCACGGAUGGGCGCAGCUUUGCGUCGGCGGGCGUGGACGGGAGGGUCGCGAUCUUUGAUGUGGUGACGUUUGAUUUGCUGACGACCAUCACGCUGCCAAAUGCGCCAAAGGCCAUCUGCUGGGUGCACCGGCGCGGGUCCUCGCUGCCGCUGCUGGCGGUCUCGGACGUGGUGAGCCCGCACAUUGUGAUCUACGACGGGCGGGGCGACAAUCCGAAGGUGCUGUACACGGUCGAGCACAUGCACCGCAGCAUCGUGCACCUCAUGGCCUUCAACGACAAGUACAACUGCGUGGUGUCGUGCGACGAGAGCGGCAUGGUCGAGUACUGGUCGCCGCGGCCGGAGCGCGAGUUUGAGAAGCCCGAUAACGUGUUUGAGUACAAGAGCAACACGGGGCUGUUUGAGUUCAAGAGGGCCAAAUCCGUGCCCACGUCCCUCACAAUCUCACCCACGCACGAGUCCUUCGCCACCUUCUCGCACCCUGACCGCCAGAUCCGCAUCUUCGACUUCCCCAGCGCGCGCCUCACGCGCACCUACGACGAAUCCGUGUCCACCCUCACAACCAUGCAGCAAGCCGCGCCCGCGGCCACCAAGCUCCCCGACAUCGAAUUCGGCCGGCGCAUCGCGCUCGAAACCGACCUCUCCUCGCCCGCCACCACCUCCGCCACCCCGCCCACCCCGCUCACAACAACCCACCUCUCAAAGGCCAACAUCGUCUUCGACGAGUCGGGCCACUUCAUCCUCUACGGCUCCCUCGCGGGCAUCAAGGUCCUCAACACAACAACCAACACCGUCGUCCGCACCCUCGGCAAAGAGGAGCCGCUGCGCCCCCUCAACAUCGCGCUCUACCAGGGCGCGCCCAACAAGAAGGACCUCGUCACCGUCGAGAUGGCCGCCUCCGCGAACCCGCUCCUCUCCGAGGCCGAGUCCCGCGAUCCCAUGCUCUUCUGCACGGCCGCGGCAAAGCCGCGCUUCUACAUCUUCACCAACGACGCAUCCGCGUCAAAGACAGACCGCGACAUCCUCAACGAGAAGCCGCUGCUGUCUGCGGGUGCCGCCGCGGGCGCGGCGGGCGCCGACGCGGCGCCGAAGGAGAGCGGGAAGGCGGCCGUGAUUCAUACCAGUAUGGGCGAUAUCCAUGUGCGGCUGUUUCCCGAGGCUGCGCCGCGCACGGUGGAGAACUUUGUCACGCACGCAAGGAACGGGUACUAUAAUGGGACCAUCUUUCACAGGGUGAUUCGCAAGUUUAUGAUUCAGGGCGGGGACCCGUGUGGGGAUGGGACGGGGGGCGAGAGCAUUUGGGGCGGCGAGUUUGAGGAUGAGUUUUCGACGCUGAGGCAUGAUAAGCCGUAUACGCUGAGCAUGGCGAAUGCGGGGCCUAAUACGAACGGAUCCCAGUUCUUCAUAACGACGGAGAAGACGCCGUGGCUGGACGGGAAGCAUACCAUCUUUGGCCGCACGAUACAGGGCCUGGAUGUGGUGAAUAAGAUUGAGAAUGUGCGCACGUUCAAGGAGAAGCCGGAGGAGGAUGUCAAGAUUAUUAAUAUCUCGGUUUUGUAG